Messenger RNA from Exophiala xenobiotica, 1150 nucleotides. RefSeq lists its product as uncharacterized. The coding region runs from base 106 to 996 and encodes 296 amino acids. NCBI's taxonomy places the organism in Eukaryota, Fungi, Ascomycota, Eurotiomycetes, Chaetothyriales, Herpotrichiellaceae. The record is from RefSeq and is a predicted model, not a curated record. The transcript has a single exon.
AAAAGCUCGAGUCAUGGAAUCUCUGGACAUUGCAACUAUCAUAUACAGGUAGCAAUCGAGACUGCGUAUCUUCAAGUCUAUUAUUUGCAAACUUCCCAUAACAAAAUGCGCGUAUUCGUCACAGGAGCAGCGGGCUUCAUUGGCACAGCCACCGUCAAAGAACUUCUCAACCACGGUCAUCAAGUCCUCGGUCUUGCUCGCAGUGAUGCUUCGGCAGAUGCAGUCGCCAAAGCCGGCGCUAAACCUCAUCGCGGAGAUCUCGAGGACAUUGACAGUCUCAAGAGUGGUGCAAAGGAUGCCGACGCCAUUAUCCACUUGGGCUUUAUCCAUGAUUUCAGCAAUAUGGCUCACUCCACCGCUGUGGACCGCGCAGCUAUACAGGCGAUGGCAGAAGCCAUUGCGGGAAGCGGCAAGCCACUGAUCAUCUCCAGUGGAACCCUUAUGGUAGCAAAGGGCGCUUUAGCCACUGAGGACGCCGACAUUGAGCGCAGCCCUGGUUUCGACCGCUGGAAGUCCGAGGAUCUGAUCAAAUCUUUGUCAAAGGAGAAGAACAUCCGUGGAAUGAGUGUGCGCUUCUCACCCACGGUACAUGGUGCUGGCGACAAAGGAUUUGCGAAGAUCUUCAUUGACAUGGCGCGUAAAAAUGGCCGGGCGAUCUACACUGGGGACGGUUCAGCUCGAUGGCCAGCUGUUCACCGCACAGAUGCCGCUGUUUUGCUCCGCCUUGCUAUGGAGAAAGGCACGUCUGGCGGGAUCUAUCAUGCUGUCGCUGAACAAGGGAUUCCAGUCAAAGAUACCAUGACUUUGAUUGGGAAGCGUCUGGGCCUUCCGGUCGAGGGCAUGUCUCCAGGAGAAGCUGCCGCGGUUCUGGGGUUCUUCGCCCACGCAAUGGCGUUUGAUAACCCUACGUCGAGCGAGAAGACGCAGAGAGAACUUGGAUGGCAGCCUAAACAGAUUGGCCUGCAUGCGGACAUGGAGGCUAAUUACUUCGAGUAGGAUAGGAUGGGGAGGCGGCUUUCAGGCAGUUGUAGGUAGUUCUCUUCUGACCUGGGUCGCGCUUGUCGGUGCUCAAACACAUUGGCCAGAGAACCACUCAGACUCAAGCAGAAUUACAAGGAUAUGCAGAGCAUUUGAUAAUCAAUGAAGACUG